Monoraphidium neglectum is the source of this 840-nucleotide messenger RNA. RefSeq lists its product as hypothetical. The coding region runs from base 1 to 840 and encodes 279 amino acids. The transcript has 8 exons. Lineage: Eukaryota; Viridiplantae; Chlorophyta; Chlorophyceae; Sphaeropleales; Selenastraceae. The record is from RefSeq and is a predicted model, not a curated record.
AUGAUUGGCUUGGGUCUGACGGCUGUCAAGCUGAAGGUGGCCGCGAACAACGGCGCCCGGGUGUGGAUCAACGGCGCCCUGCAGCAGGACUUCCUCAAGGCGGACAACGCCUUCAGCUACUGGACCAACACCACCGACGUGAAGCCCGGCGUGCUUGUGGCUGGCCAGAACAUCAUCGCCGUGUCCAACACCGCUGGCUCCCAAGACACUGGCUUUGAUUUGGACCUGGUGUACACGGCGUCAGCGCCCUUUGCGGCCAACAAAGUGGGAUGCAAGACGUUCUCCCUGUUCUCGCAUCUGGAGGCGGCCGCCCCCUUUGCCACCCGCGCCAGCAAGCCCACCUGGAAGUACUUUGGCGGCGGCAAGGCCAACCCCAAGGGCCCAUGGAACCAGGGCACUUUCGACGACUCAGCGUGGUCCCAGGGCGCGCCGCCGCUGGGCUUUGGCGCUGCAGCCGGCUUCAACUGGACGACGGCGCUGGCAGACAACUCGGCCGCAGUGACGAAGGGGCGCGCCGCGUACUUCUUCAGAUACAAGCUGUGCCUGAGCGCCGACGUGCUGGCCUCGAUCGGUACCCCUACGCUGACCGUGCUUUCGAACGACGGCGCCCAGAUCUUUGUGAACAAGGCCUCUGUCUUCAAUGAUUUCACGAAAGACCACGCCCCAACGUAUUGGAACACUGUCAAGUUGCUGACAAAGAAGAAGCUGCUUGUGGCCGGCACCAACAUCAUCGCGGCAAAGGUGUCCAACGCGGCGGGGUCCACCGACAGCGGUUUUGACCUGGACAUCACUUACCUCUCACACGCGCCCCUGGCCGCCUCGCCCUCGGUCUGUGCUUGA